Messenger RNA from Aspergillus brunneoviolaceus CBS 621.78, 3014 nucleotides. Its product is annotated as 40S ribosomal RACK1 domain-containing protein. Gene Ontology annotation, molecular function: protein kinase C binding; ribosome binding; translation regulator activity. Gene Ontology annotation, biological process: rescue of stalled cytosolic ribosome; protein-FAD linkage; positive regulation of protein phosphorylation. Gene Ontology annotation, cellular component: mitochondrion; nucleus; cytosol. The transcript is spliced from 9 exons. Lineage: Eukaryota; Fungi; Ascomycota; Eurotiomycetes; Eurotiales; Aspergillaceae. Bases 52 to 2559 code for a protein of 835 amino acids. The record is from RefSeq and is a predicted model, not a curated record.
UGUCAAUUUCCUAGACUUUACUGUCGGCCGCUGCGACAAUCGCCGUUAACAAUGGCGGCAACUCACUUUACAAUGAGGUCCCUUCUUGGCCUUCUAUUUCUUCUUUUUGUUCAACUCUCUUCCGCUCUCAAGUUUGACCUGUCUGCCGUCAGUGGAAAGAAUGAACGGUGUAUCCGCAACUUCGUCUUCAAGGACCAGCUGGUUGUAGUCACUGCCAUUGUCAGCGGCAACAAGGGUGACGGACAAGUGGUCAACAUGCACAUCAAGGAUGCCCUGGGCAAUGAGCACGGUCGUCCCAAGGACAUUGCCGGAGAGACUCGCCAGGCCUUCACUGCCCCUGCCGACACUGCCUUUGAUGUUUGCUUCGACAACCAGUUGACCACCCGCCACGCUAUUCCCAACCCCUACAAGUCGAUCGAGCUCGACGUCGAGAUCGGUGCCGACGCCCGCGACUGGUCCAGCAUCCAGGUUCAGGAGAAGCUCAAGCCCGUCGAGACCGACCUCCGUCGCAUCGAGGAGAUGGUCGCGGAGAUCGUUAGCGAGAUGGAAUACCUGCGCGCCCGUGAGCAGAAGCUGCGCGACACCAACGAGAGCACGAACGAGCGUGUCAAGUGGUUCGCUUUCGGCACUAUGGGCAUGUUGGUUGGAUUGGGCGCUUGGCAGGUGGUCUAUCUGCGGGCCUACUUCAGCGCCGUGAAGGAUCGCGCGCCCUCGACCGCGCCCCAGCACCGAGAGAACCAGAUCAACAAGCCCCACAACCCCAAUGUCCCCAACACGACCUCUACGAUGACCAAGGACUUCCCCAAGGUGGGCGCCAAGUCCGCGCCUCCAGACCUCGUGGGCGCCGUCGACCCGAACUACAAGCCGGCGGACCCGUACCCCGGCAAGGUCGAGCAUUUCACCGGAGGGCGCGAGGAGACCGGGGCCCAGAAGCCGGAGCUGGGUGUCGGCGAGAUGGAGGGUAUCACCUUCCGGGUUGAGCCUCUCCGCCGAUCGGGCGAGGAUGUAACGACCAUGCGCGCUCGGUUGUUGUAUCAGAGCCGAAAGCGCGGCAUCCUCGAGUCCGACCUGCUGCUGUCGACCUUCGCCGACGUCUACCUGGGCAAGAUGGACCAGGCGCAGCUGCAGGAAUACGACCGCUUCCUCGACGAGAACGACUGGGAUAUCUACUACUGGGCUACGCAGGAUCCCCCGGCCGAUGGCGGGGAGCAGUCCCCUUCGUCCACGGCCCAGGGGGCCCAGGAUACUGUCACCGAGACCUGGAAGCAGACUGGAGCCAAGAGCGGCGAGUGGGCGCAGACCGUGGGCGCCUACAAGGCUGCCUACCGGCCCGUGCCGUCGCGGUGGAAGGAGUCGAAGGUGCUGGAGUUGCUCCGGGCGCAUGUGCGCGAUAACAGUGCCACGGGCUUCCAUGCGGCCAAGAGUAAGAAGACCGGGGGUGCUGGGUUGGGAAGGAUGCCGAAUGUGCAGUUAGGGCUCAGGCGGGCACGCUGUCUCCUCCAUCCUCGAAACAGUUGCUGUGUGCAUUUUUACUUCCCAGCCCAGAGUCAAGGACAAUUGCUCCGCCCGCGUUCAUCCCUCUCUCCUCAUCGUCACCCAGACUCCAACAUGGCUGAGCAACUGGUCCUCCGCGGCACCCUCGAGGGUCACAAUGGCUGGGUUACCUCCCUUGCCACCUCUCUGGAGAACCCCAACAUGCUGCUCUCCGCCAGUCGCGACAAGACCUUGAUCAUCUGGAACCUUACUCGCGAUGAGCAGGCCUACGGUUACCCCAAGCGCAGCCUUGAGGGCCACUCUCACAUCGUCUCUGACUGUGUGAUCUCCUCCGACGGUGCCUACGCUCUGUCCUCCUCCUGGGACAAGACCCUCCGCCUGUGGGAGCUCUCCACCGGUGAGACCACCCGCAAGUUCGUCGGCCACACCAACGACGUUCUCUCCGUCUCCUUCUCUGCCGACAACCGCCAGAUUGUCUCCGCUUCCCGUGACCGCUCCAUCAAGCUCUGGAACACCCUCGGUGACUGCAAGUUCACCAUCACCGACAAGGGUCACUCCGAGUGGGUCUCCUGCGUUCGCUUCAGCCCCAACCCCCAGAACCCCGUCAUUGUCUCCGCCGGUUGGGACAAGCUCGUCAAGGUUUGGGAGCUCGCUUCCUGCCGUCUCCAGACCGACCACAUCGGUCACACCGGUUACAUCAACACCGUUACCAUCUCCCCCGAUGGAUCCCUCUGCGCCUCCGGUGGCAAGGACGGUACCACCAUGCUCUGGGAUCUCAACGAGUCCAAGCACCUCUACUCCCUCCAGGCCGGUGACGAGAUCCACGCCCUCGUCUUCUCCCCCAACCGCUACUGGCUGUGCGCUGCUACCGCCAGCAGCAUCACCAUCUUCGACCUUGAGAAGAAGAGCAAGGUUGAUGAGCUCAAGCCCGAGUUCAUCGAGAAGGGCAAGAAGAGCCGCGAGCCCGAGUGCAUCAGCUUGGCCUGGAGCGCUGAUGGCCAGACUCUGUUCGCUGGUUACACUGACAACAAGAUCCGUGCCUGGGGUGUCAUGUCGCGGGCAUAAAUAUGCUCCAACCCAACCCUUAAAGCUUAAUUAGGAUUUUGGUCGGGGCGGAAAAGUGUGCGAGGAGAGAGAGAGACAAUAUCAACUUGAACUCAUGUUUGUUAUUUUUUUUUCUUUUUUUUUCCCAAGAUCAAAAAUAAAAAGGGCAGGCAUUGGUUUGGGAUGUAUGAGCCAUGAGCAAAUGAUAAAAAAAGCACUCUGGGUUUUUCUUCCGCCUGGUGUUUCUAACUCACACCCAAAACUCACCCUAUCCCCACCGCCUUCCCCCCAAUUUCCCCCCUCUAUACCCACCCUGUUCAUUCGGGCUUCUUUCCCCCGGGUUAUCGUUUGUCUCUCUUCACCAUGUCUAGCUCCUACUCGAUUCGUGGUCUUGAAACACGACGGAUUGCCAGGGAGAUCCUUGUGAACGAUGAGAGGUGGAUUGUUCGAAUACCAUUCAAAAGAUGUUAAAAAAC